AUGAAUAAUCAUGGAAAGGCCGCUGCCACAGUUGUCGCAGUCGCUCGUGGAGCCGAGCAACCAUGGCAGUUUGUCAUGGCUCCCGGCGAGGCGGUGGUGCUCGGGCGCGCCGCUGACUGCGAUCUGGUUCUCCAGUCCCGAGGAGUGUCAGGACGACAUGCAGUCCUACGGUACAGGCAGGUCAAUGAGGACACGUCAGAGAUAUGCCUCGAGGAUACCUCGACGAAUGGCACUGGUGUGGCCUCUGGCACUGAGUGGCAGCCAGUCCGCAAAGGAGAGAGCAGAGUCUUGGGCAACUGCUCGCAGAUCCUUCUGCCUUUCAACUGCAAGGUCCACGACCAAGCAGUGGUUCUUACGAUAUCCAACUACGGAGGGGGGCUUCCGGAUGGGUACGAUUCUAGACACAAGACCGGACGGUGGAGAUAUCGUGGCAAGCUGGGAGAAGGUGCGCUGGGCGUUGUGCACCAGGCUAUUGAUGUAACUGGUAAGCUGAAGGGGGAUGUGGCCAUCAAGGUCUGCAAAGUCACCAAAGGUGCCAAGCCGACUGCUAAGCUUCGAAGUGCCUUCAUCCUGCACCGGGAAGCGCAGUGGUCCCUGCAAAGGCUCCACAACACAAACUACCAAGGGUUUUCGGAGAAGAAGGCGACCUUCUUCGCUCGAUACCUGGAGGACCAUACAGGUCGAUGGAGCCGAGAUCUGGAUUUCGACACGGAGCGUGCGACUUUUGAGUCUGCGGACUUUCGAUGGGAAAAGUUCAGGCCUCCGGAGUCAUUGCCUCCACAUCCCUACGUGGCCAUGGAGUUCGUCCCUGGCAGAACACUUCAUGCUGCUUUGGGCUGGAGCCGAGAUCAGCCAGUUCGCAGGGAAGCACUCCUCAGCCAAGAGGAGAAAGAGCUCGUGGUUCGCCAAGCCGCGGAGGCAUUGGUGUACCUGGUAGAGAUGGGACUAAUACAUCGCGAUUUCCGUACCACAAACCUGAUGGUCUCAGAAAGGAAGGCUGCGAUUCGCAUCCACGUGAUUGAUCUGGGGCAUACGAUCUUGGCAGAGUCUCGCCAGUGCCGCAACAAGAGUGCCGUGGUCAGGUGCAAUUGGAAAGAGGAGGAAAAGAAGCGCUUCGACUGGGCUCCGCCGGAGGUCAAGGCAAAGGAGAACUUCGUCAACUUUGCAUACCCAGCACAUUCAUUUGAUGUCUUUUCGUUUGGUGUGCUGGCUGUCCAGCUGCAGGCUUCUGGCAUGCAGGCAGCGCGACUGACAGUCAGUCGGCUCAUGGAUGUGAAGGAGGGUGACAAUGGCGAGUCCAUUCCUGGAGCUCUUGGCCUUAGCCAGGAUAUCCUGCGGCGCAUGCUCGGCGAACCAUUCGACCGUCCAAAUGCCGAGCAGAUCGUGAAGCAUCUGCGCUGCAAAGCGCCAGAGUUGGACGUGGUGAAGCCUGCCCCACAGCCGGUGAAUGGCUCCCGUCACGAUGCUCACGCAGAAGUGACCUUGGCGCAAAAGAAGGAGACUCCAAGCCUCGACAACAGCGAAGCCCAGGAGAACCAGCAGUCUAAGGAAGUGGGGGCAGAGAAGGCAAGGAGGCAACAAGGAGGUGUUGUUGACGAACCGGACAUCGAGGAAGUUGUCGAGGGCGAAAUGGCGGAUGACAACGACUCCAAUUCAUCCCCAGAAGGCAAGAGGCAGACGCAGGACAAGGCAAAGCCGCAAGCCCAACCCAAGCCAUCACAUGAGCAGAAGGCAUCUGAGUGCGAGCCGCACAAAAAUAGCAAGCGACAGCCGGAGCAGGAUUCCGACGAACCUCCGAAAAAGCGCCGAGACAGAAAGAGCAAAGAUGCCCCGAUGACCGAGAUUCUAUCAGCCAGCGACAUGCCAAAGCAGGCAUCACCCCCAAGCAACGAGGCUGAGAAAGCCGCGAAAGCGGAGAAGCAUGAGAAGCACGAGAAGCACGAGAAGCACGAGAAGCACGAGAAGCAUGAGAAGCGACAUGCGAAUCCUGUCGGAACUGGCGCAGAUGCACCAGCGGCUGAGUCUGGGGCUGCAGCUGCGCAUGGACCGAAACGACAACACGAUGCAGUCUCAUCGGCCACCCAGCAAUCCCCACAGUCACCAGAUGCAAAAAGAAGAAAGCAGGAGAGUACCGAGCAGGACAAGAAGGCCGCAGAGCUUGCGGCGAAGGCCCAAGAUCUUCGGGACGCAAGAAGGGAAAGGAUUCAAGAGCGAAUUCUGUUGAAGCAGCUGGAGAGACACACCAAGGAGAACGCGUCCCCUGAUGACAAGCGUGACAAGAUGCGACAGCAGAGCAAAGAAAGCAAGGAAGGCAAAGAAAGCAAGAAAGGCAAAGAAGCCACAAGGGAGCGGCUCGGGCAGCACGGAGAGCUCGGAGAGACUCCGCGAGAGCAGCUUAAGGGUUCUCAACGAGCACACACGGCGGAGCCACGGCGCAUCGCCUUUGAAGUCAAGAGCCACCAGGAAGCCAAGGAAGCCAAGGAAGCCAAGGAAGCCAAGGAAGCCAAGGAAGCCAAGGAAGCCAAGGAAGCCAAGGAAGCCAAGAAGACGGAAGGCACAGAACGCGGUACUCCAGUCACUCCAGUGACUGGUGCUGCGGCGACAUCCAGCCUGAAGACGAUUCCUCAGCCUGCCUCGGAGCCGACUUCCACGCCAGCCAUCGAAGCUGCUCAGGAGCCUUCAGUUCAAAAGUCGAUGCCCGAGGACACAGCAGCCAAGAACAUGGCAAGUGUGAACACGGACACAAAGAGCCAAGUGUCGGAAAAUCAUCAACAGCUUCAAUCACAGAUGACGGCGUUGACAGCGAUGUAUGCCUUGAUGCAGCAGCAGAUCAGUGUCUUGGACAACACUCAGGCUUCAAACCCCUAUGCCCUUGCUUUACAAGCGCAAGCUGCGCAAGCAACGCAGGCUGCGGAAGCAACGCAGGCUGCGGAAGCAACGCAGGCUGCGCAGACCACGCAAUCACAGCCUUCCUUCGGUCACACUGAUGUCGAUCUCCAGAGCUGGGGCCAGACUGCGACAGGUAUUCCUGCCGCUCUGAACCCGUUAUUACUGCAGACGGCUCCGCACCAAGCCAUCGCAACACCAGCGCAACCGCAAGAGUCACAAGACCCACACCACCUACAGCACCUGCAACAGCUACAACACCUCCAACACCUUCAACUGCAAGCCCUUGCCUCAUCACCACCAGUUCCGAUAGCUUCACCGGUUGCGCCCAGACCACAUGCGAGCCCAGUGCCCCCCAAGGCCCCACAAGUAGUCCUGCCAAAGCAAGGAUUCAUUGCAGCAAGGCCCCCAGCGCCGGCGGCGGCGCCGGUGCCAUCAGUGCCAUCGGAUUCCAAAGCAGCCCUGCUAGCACAAAUCCCGUGCAAAUCCGGAGCAGCAAGAGCAGCUAUGCUGGCGCAGAUACCCUGCAAAAGUAGAGGUCCAUUUGCGCCCACAUACUAG
Symbiodinium natans is the source of this 3447-nucleotide messenger RNA. NCBI's taxonomy places the organism in Eukaryota, Dinophyceae, Suessiales, Symbiodiniaceae. The record is from the annotation of a GenBank genome assembly.